CACCUCCUUCUCCUCCCUCAAACCUCACCCAUUUCCAAAUUUCUUUCGCGAGACGUUUUUCCCGCAAUUCUUGGCAGAGUCGCCUGCUUGCUUUUUCCUUUUAUCCUAUUUUACUUUAAACAUUGUUAUCAAGACUAACAUUACUGCUCGUUCCGGUGUAGCAGCAACAAAUAUUUUCCUUCUCUCUCUCUACAUAAAUAUCUGUUUAUUUAUCUAUCGAUUAAUACGUACGUACAUCCACUCCAAUAGCGUAAACAUAAACACACAUAUGUAUAUACAUAAAUAUUGAUAUAUACAUAUAACACAUACAUAUAUAUAUAUCUCCCUAUAUAUAGUUUGUAUUUGAAGAAUUUUGAUUAAAUGUCGAACCGAGUCACACCAGAACUGGAGAAUCGGACCACCAAGAAUAUGGACGGCAAUUGCCAAACAAGUGAUUCCACUGCGCCAGAUGACAGAAUGGAAAGAAUUCGGCCACAGCACACAACAAUUAAUUGUGGAGCUGCUGGUGAGACCUAUGAAGGUUUAGGAAUCUGUGGAUGGGUGUUAACCAUUUUGUCAUGGUUACUGGUAUUUGCAACCAUUCCAUUCUCCCUUAUGCUCUGUUUCAAGGUUGUCCAAGAAUAUGAACGUGCAGUGAUAUUUCGUCUUGGAAGGCUGUUGUCUGGUGGUGCCAAAGGACCAGGAAUCUUCUUUGUGUUACCUUGUGUUGAGAGUUACACCAAAGUUGACCUGCGUACGUUGUCAUUUGAUGUGCCACCCCAAGAGGUGUUGAGUCGUGAUAGUGUGACAGUGUCCGUCGAUGCAGUUGUCUACUAUCGGGUCUCAAAUCCCACUAUAUCUGUCGCUAAUGUCGAGAAUGCUCACCACUCUACCCGACUUCUCGCCCAGACAACCCUGCGAAAUAUGCUGGGCACUAAAAAUCUAUCAGAAAUCCUAACAGACAGAGAGGCAGUAAGUCAAGGAAUGCAGUCAGCUCUAGAUGAUGCAACAGAGAACUGGGGAAUCCACGUGGAGAGAGUUGCUAUAAAAGAUGUCAGAUUACCAGUCCAGUUACAAAGAGCAAUGGCUGCAGAGGCUGAAGCAUCUAGAGAAGCAAAAGCUAAGGUAAUUGCUGCUGAAGGCGAACAUCAAGCUUCUCGUGCCCUUAAGGAAGCAGCUGACGUCAUCAAUGAGUCCCCGUCAGCUUUGCAGCUCCGUUAUCUCCAGACGCUAAGUACAAUCUCGGCCGAGAAGAAUUCCACAAUCGUAUUCCCCUUACCGAUUGACAUGUUACAACAGUUUUUACGGUAACAACACCAAACACAAACACAAAAACACACUAAAAAAAAAAAACACCAACUUUCUCUUAAAUACCCCAACCAAACUCACCCCCACUCCACAAAAGUAGAUAAAAAUCAAAGCCCUCCACCCUGGCCACUCCCCAAUACUGCUUGGAGGAAUUCCUGCUCCCUUCACUGCUUCAUCCUCCUCUAACAGCAACAACAACAAAAUUUAGCCGGGGGGGGGGGCCUCUAUGUAGUUGUUGAUCCUGCAAGAAAUAGUAGUCAAAUUCUCCCUCAAAUCACACCCUACUGUCCUAGAUGAAGAAAGGAUAUACAUUUGAUAACGUAGUCAUAUAUAUGUGUAUAUAUAUAAGACGGGGUGGCCAUGGAUGGAACACAUUUCAUCAUAAAUUUACUCAGCAACAAUACAACAAAAGGAAGUGAAAACCCCCUACCCCACUGUCACCCCCCCACCCUCUGG
Molecule: messenger RNA, 1743 nt
Organism: Octopus sinensis (East Asian common octopus)
Lineage: Eukaryota; Metazoa; Mollusca; Cephalopoda; Octopoda; Octopodidae
Product: band 7 protein AGAP004871-like
Exons: 8
Coding region: 361-1290 (309 amino acids)
Cellular component (GO): plasma membrane
Source: RefSeq, a predicted model, not a curated record